Molecule: messenger RNA, 1332 nt
Organism: Impatiens glandulifera
Lineage: Eukaryota; Viridiplantae; Streptophyta; Magnoliopsida; Ericales; Balsaminaceae
Product: flagellar radial spoke protein 5
Source: RefSeq, a predicted model, not a curated record
UCCAAUUUCACUGCCUUCUCUCAUGCCAAACCUAAGCAUUCGUCUGUUUUCCAUCGGCGGAGAGCGGUUCGCUGCGAGGUUGCCGUCGGCGAGAACCGGCUGGUCACAGUGAGCAACGACGGAGACUCGCUCCAGAUAUGCAGAGUCCUCAAUGGUAUGUGGCAGACCAGUGGCGGCUGGGGAAGAUCGACCGCGACGACGCCGUCGAGGCCAUGCUCCGCUAUGCUGAUGCUGGACUCUCCACCUUUGACAUGGCCGACCAUUAUGGUCCUGCUGAAGACCUUUAUGGCAUCUUCAUCAACCGUGUUCGUCGAGAACGUCCCCCAGAGCUCUUAGAGAAUGUCAAAGGACUUACCAAGUGGGUUCCGCCACCGGUUAAGAUGACAGGAAGCUAUGUGAGGCAGAAUAUCGAUAUAUCAAGAAAGAGAAUGGAUGUUGCAUCUCUGGACAUGCUUCAGUUUCACUGGUGGGAUUACUCUAAUACAGGUUAUCUUGAUGCAUUAAAACACCUUACAGAUCUCAAAGAGGAAGGUAAAAUCAAAACUGUUGCUCUAACCAACUUUGACUCGGAGAGAUUGCAGAUAAUUUUGGAGAACAAAAUUCCUGUUGUGAGUAACCAGGUACAACACUCUCUUGUGGACAUGCGCCCUCAGCAGAGAAUGGCAGAAUUGUGCAAGCUUACAGGAGUAAAACUUAUUACGUAUGGGACAGUUAUGGGUGGAUUAUUAUCGGAGAAGUUUCUCGACACCAACUUAUCUAUACCUUUUGCUGGCCCUCCUUUAAACACUCCUUCCCUUAACAAAUACAAAAGGAUGGUAGAUGCCUGGGGUGGAUGGAGUCUCUUCCAAACUCUGCUGCAAACCCUUAAAAGUGUGGCUUCUAAACAUGGUGUUUCCAUUCCAACUGUCGCUGUGAAGUACAUUCUGGAUCAGCCUGGGGUUGCGGGAUCUAUGAUAGGGGUGAGGCUCGGCUUAGCUGAACAUAUCAAUGACGCCAAUAAAAUAUUUUCCCUUGUUCUCGACGAAGAGGACAUCAAUAGCAUUCAACAAGUUCAGAAAAGAGGGAAAGAUCUCCAAAGAAUAAUUGGAGAUUGUGGAGAUGAAUACAGACGCCUGUGAAUCAUCACUUGUAGAUGUUGUAUCAAAUAUCUGAUGUAAAAUAAACAAAAUUUAUCAGGUUCAGGUCAAUGAAUGCUUUUGAUUGUUAAAACAAUUAUGUAAAUCUUCCAUGCAUGUUUAGAGUUAGGGACUUAAAAUAAUGUAAUGAAAAAUUCAGGACAAAUUUAGGGAGUAUUGAACCAGGUAAAAUAUACAGUGUUUAUCUUAAAAUUCA